AUGGAAUCAAAAAGAAAAGGAAACACAGCAACAGAAAAUGAUGCAUCAAAAAAACAAAAAACAGCAGAAGUACAAGAUGUAAAGACUGCUUUAAAUACCCAAGUUCCACAAAAUUUAGAUGGUACUCAAUUUUUGAUUAAAUUGGUUAAUACUCGUGCCAUGUCAAUUAAAACUAGAGAUGAAAUUAUCUUUAGUUGUGAACGUACUGACAAUUUAACCAAAGUUUUCAAAGGUUUAAUUGAAAGAGGGUUCCUCUCCGUCCCGGUAUUCCAACAAACUGAUAAAAAGAAAUGGUAUGGUUUCAUUGAUUUAUUAGAUAUUGUAAGACAUGUAACUACUCAUUUCGGAAAAGAAAAAAUGUCAAUUGAACAAGAUUUCUGGAAAUUAUCAGAGGAGGAAGAAAAAUUCAAAACCCUUACUGUUAAUGAUGAUAUCCACACACCAAAUCAAAUAGAUUUAACCCAAAUUACUCAAAACUAUUCACUUUUCUCAGCUUUUGAAAUUUUUGCAAGAGAUCCAAUGGUACAUAGAAUCCCAAUUCUCGAUAAUAUGGUUAAUAGACAUUUGGUUUCAAUCUUAACCCAAUCCCAAUUAAUCAAAUUUGUCUACGAAAACCUCCCAUUACUUGGCUCAAAGAAAGAUUUAUUAGUUAAAAACAUGACUGGAAUUAGUAUGGGUAAUGUCAUUACUGUUGAAUCCUCAACAUUAGCUAUUGAUGCAUUCAAGAUCCUUGAGAAUAAAGAUGUUAAUGGUAUCGCUGUUGUUGAUGGUAAUGGUGCUUUAAUUGAUAAUCUUUCAGCCCGUGACCUUAAAGCAAUUGCAACUGAUGGUGCAUUCUUCUGGAAGCUUUAUAAACCAGUUGAAGAAUUUUUGGGAUACCUCAAAACCGACUCUGUUACUGUUAGACCAAGACAUGCCCAAUUCAUCUUAGAAAGUGACACUUUUGAAACAGCAUUAACAAAGAUUUUCACAAAUUCUAUCCAUCGUCUCUUCAUCGUAGAUAGUCUCGAAACUAAAAAACCAAUUGGGGUCAUUUCAUUAAGUGACUUAUUGUUACAAUUAUUCCCAUAG
This is a messenger RNA of Dictyostelium purpureum, 1071 nucleotides long. RefSeq lists its product as uncharacterized. Lineage: Eukaryota; Evosea; Eumycetozoa; Dictyosteliales; Dictyosteliaceae. The coding region runs from base 1 to 1071 and encodes 356 amino acids. The record is from RefSeq and is a predicted model, not a curated record. The transcript is spliced from 3 exons.